Frankliniella occidentalis (western flower thrips) is the source of this 2676-nucleotide messenger RNA. It is a transcript of the gene Sou, whose product is annotated as E3 ubiquitin-protein ligase RMND5A. The transcript has 9 exons. Gene Ontology annotation, cellular component: GID complex; nucleus; cytoplasm. The record is from RefSeq and is a predicted model, not a curated record. Bases 46 to 1224 code for a protein of 392 amino acids. Gene Ontology annotation, molecular function: protein binding; ubiquitin protein ligase activity. NCBI's taxonomy places the organism in Eukaryota, Metazoa, Arthropoda, Insecta, Thysanoptera, Thripidae. Gene Ontology annotation, biological process: proteasome-mediated ubiquitin-dependent protein catabolic process.
ACCGACAGGGACAGAUAGACAGACGGACACUCAACAAAAAUAAACAUGGAUGCCUGUACCGCAGUGGAGGAAGAAGUCGACAAGAUUUUACAAAAAUUUACUGGUAUUAAAGACCAUGCUGAUCGCGUUUUGAGUGACAUCACCAACCAUGUUCAAUCCCUUAAAGAGGAGAUGGAUAAUUCUCCACCUGACCAUGAGUUAACAGCGGCCCAGGUCCUUAUAAUGAAAGAGGCUUUAGGUAAAGUAAGAGAAACAGUUCAACGUCUUGCAGGUGAUCACAGAGAUAUACACACAACAAUAUGCAAACUUGGAAGAGCUAUAGACAGAAAUUUUGAUUCGGACUUUUCAUCUGUUAGUCGGGAAGAUGUGUUUUCUGGACCAGAACAAGUCCAGCUCCUCAAUCAAGUUGUAUGCCAGCAUUUCUAUCGUCAUGGAAUGCUAGACAUUGCUGAUGAAUUGGCAAGGGAAGCUGGAUUGAAAUCAGAAGAAGGACACAAAGAACCAUUCACUGAACUAAACAACAUUCUGGACAGUCUAAAGCAAAGAGACUUAGGACCUGCCUUAGCAUGGGCCUCUGCACACAGAGAAAGCUUGGAAACUCAAAAUUCUUCCCUGGAGUUUAAAUUACAUCGUUUACAGUUCAUUGGACUGAUUCAGGAAGGCGCUGCGAGACAAAAUGAAGCUAUUCAAUAUGCUCGCACGCAUUUUGGCCAAUUUGUUCGAAGACAUGAAAAAGAAAUUCAAAACUUAAUGGGAAUGUUUUUAUACUUGCCCCAUGGAGUGAACAAAUCACCUUAUAACCAUUUGCUGGACCCCAACCUAUGGUCUGAGAUUUAUGACGUAUUUACUCGAGAUGCUUGUUCUUUACUUGGUCUUAGUGUUGAUAGUCCAUUAUCUGUGUGCAUUAAUGCUGGUUGCACUGCCUUGCCUGCAUUGCUCAAGAUUAAGCAUCUAAUGCAGCAGCGCCAGGUAGCAGGAAUUUGGAAUGGAAAGGAUGAACUUCCGAUUGAAAUUGACUUGGGUCAGGAAAAUAGAUACCAUUCAGUGUUUGCAUGUCCUAUUUUGCGACACCCAAGUUCAGACUCUAAUCCUCCCAUGAGAUUGGUCUGUGGUCAUGUAAUUUCUCGUGAUGCCCUGAAUAAGCUUGUCAGCAGCAAUAAGCUGAAAUGUCCUUAUUGUCCUGUAGAGCAGAAUCCCGCUGAGGCAAGACUUAUUUUCUUUUAAAGGAAUAUAAAUAAUGGUUAUGGUUUUCAAUUUUGUUAUGGAAUUGUUUAUAGUGACUGCUGACAGAUUGCACCUCACCAUGACGUUUACAGCUACCAUUUUUUCCCUUCUGUUUUUUUACCCACAACAGCCUACAGUGUUGUUUUCUUCUAAUUAUUCCAUCAUCCAUCACCUAUAUUUAUGAACGAGAGAUCAAACGAAAACUUUUAGAAGUAGACUUUUAGUCAGUCUCUGAAUCUUGACUUUUUCUACCAUUAUGUGUAACACUCUUUGCUUCAUAUACCUGUCCUAAUUAAAGGCAGAUAUUCUUUGGAGCUGAUACUCAAGUAUCUAACAAAGGAUUCUUUUAAAAUGAGUGACUGUCCUCUAAUAUGUGUAGUGUAACUAAUCUGUACCAUGUUUGUUACUCCUGUUCUGUUGCACAAGAUUGUAUAUCUCUAUACUUAUGAUCAUUUUAUUUCUAAUUUCUAUUUAAGCUCAUAGUUUGGUUUAGUAACUGUUUUGGUAUGUAGCUUUGCCAUUGUUUCAUUCUAAUAGGUGUACAGUUUUGUGUCUGAACUUCAAAUAUUGUCAUUUUGGUCAGUUGUGGCAGCUUGUUUUUUGUGGAAAAAAUGACGAAAAGUUUUAUUUCCUUGUUGUUAAAAGUGCUUCUCAGUCAAAAGUUAAGGCAUUUGUACCACUUCCUCCAAAAACUUUGAGAUUUAUCAGAAAGACUGAUAUCACACUACUGGACAAGCAGCUACUGUGCGCUUUUUCUGUUGAGUUAAUUUCACCUCAACCUCACCUUGAUAUCUAGCUAUUAAGUGCACCAGUAGGUUUUCUUUACCAUAUGUACUAUACUUUUAUAGGGGUCUCAUAAAUAUUUGUGUGCACUGCAGAUAAAUAUUGGACAUUACAUCAUUGACUCACAUUAAAAAUAUUUAGUACAGGAAAAACUGAACCCUGAACUAUCCAGAAAACAUUGAGUACUGGUAUGUCAAAAAUAUUUCCUAAACAAAUUGGGAAAUGAUUGUACAUGAAAACAAACAGAUAUUGUGGGUAGGAACAACGUGUUUUCCCAAAGUCGGGAGAGUUUUAAAAAUGAACUUGUGAAGUAUAUGUAUGUGAUAAAGUGGUGGUAUUGUCAAUGUUUGCUACAAAAUAAAAAAAAUUAACUUUAGUUUACAUGAUUGUUUCUGUGUGGAAAUGUCUUAUUGUCUCAAGUCAAGUCUCGGUUCAGUACUUCUUUAAUCUUAAAUCAUCUGAGCAACACAAUUUUAUUUAAUAUGAACAGACCUUUGAAAGAAUAAAUAUUAUGUAAAAUAUUUAGUACCUCUAACUUGAAAGGAUGUUAAGAUUUCUUACAUAUAAGAUGUUUAUUUACAAAUAUAUUGAAAAGUCCUAUUGAUUACACCAUCAACUGGUUCUAUUGUGAUUGUUUUGUUUCAAUAAAUUGUUUUAAAGAAAAAUUAA